Gasterosteus aculeatus aculeatus (three-spined stickleback) is the source of this 7096-nucleotide messenger RNA. RefSeq names its product mastermind-like transcriptional coactivator 3 (gene maml3). Gene Ontology annotation, molecular function: transcription coactivator activity. Gene Ontology annotation, biological process: positive regulation of transcription of Notch receptor target; Notch signaling pathway. The record is from RefSeq and is a predicted model, not a curated record. Gene Ontology annotation, cellular component: nucleoplasm; nuclear speck. NCBI's taxonomy places the organism in Eukaryota, Metazoa, Chordata, Actinopteri, Perciformes, Gasterosteidae.
GUAACCCCCCCCCCCCCCUCCCCGCCCGCCCCACCUCCCCCUCCAACUACACCACCACCACCACCACCCACCCCCCACCAACUCAACAACAUCUUCACCGGGAUUUCUUUCAAACCAAAACCAUAUGAGAUGCGAGUUCACUGGGAACUCCGGAGCCCGUUCGGUUCAGGCAGCAAAACUUUUUCUCAAAGGACAACACCGUAAAACGGCGAGUGGACCGUUGCUGCCGCCGCUGCUGCUCCACGGCGGGACGGUUAGUGUGUGUCUGACCGCAGAGUCCCCGCUAAUGUUCAUACAUUCACGCUAUUGUUGUUGUUGUUUUCUUUCUUUUGCCAGUGGAGUUGUUGUUAGCGGCUUAAUUGUUCGCUCUCAUUUCACUCGCGCCGGGUGAUAUUUGUGGUGUUUUUUUGGAGGGGGGGGUGGGGGUUUGUGCGGUUUGUUUGGAAACAGUACCGAGGAGGCUACGGGGGAAAGGAACGGUCGCUCCCGAGCCGCUGGACGUAUGACUACCGGGCUCCAAGCCCUUUAAACCGGCCCCCGGUUGCUGCUCGCUUCGGCGGUCGUUGGCCGGUCGCUCCUUCCGCCGCUCCGUCCGGCUUUCCCGGGACCCUUCGCCGGGGGGUGAGGCGAGCGAGCGAGAGGGACAGCGAGGACACGAGAGCCGCGGGACACCAGGCGCGUGGAGGUGGAGGUGGAGGUUGGAGAAGGUGGCGGCGGUGAGCUUGACGGGGAGAAAAGUUCCUCCAAAAUAGCAGCCGCUCGGCCUCGCGAUGGGGGACUUCGCCUCCCCCGCUGCCGGACCCAACGGCGGUAUCUGCAUCAACAACGGCAUGAACCCCGCCGCCGGGAGCGUGGCGGCCGCCGGGGGGGCGGCGGGCAUACCUAAGCACAGCACGGUGGUGGAGAGGCUGAGGCAGCGGAUCGAGGGCUGCCGGAGACACCACGUCAACUGCGAGAACAGGUACCAGCAGGCGCACGCCGAGCAGCUGGAGCUGGAGCGCAGGGAGACGGUCAGCCUGUACCAGCGGAGUCUGGAGCAAAGAGCCAAGAAGUCGGCCGGCGGCGGCGGCGGCAGCAAGCAGCCGCAGAGCAAGCAGCCGGACCCGGACUCUGCCUCCUCCGCCGAGCAGAGGAAUAACACGCUCAUAGCGCUCCAGGAGACUGUAAAGAGGAAACUGGACAGUGCACGAUCGCCUCUUAAUGGAGAGCAGAACGGCAUCUGUGAUGGAGGCAGCUACUCACCGACCACCAAACGGGUACGAAAGGAGGGCUCCGGUGGUUUGGACUCACUAACAGGUCUCCCUAACAACAACAAUACCGGUAAUGUUCCACCCAUAUCUCCACUGCAUCACCAAAUGGACAUUAAGCCCCUACUCGGCGGGCCCAACACUUCUACCGGAAAUAACACUACAAACGGCAACGGCAACCACGUGGGUCAGGCAUCUGACGAGCUGGGCAAGAACGGCAGCAGCCAUCUCGCAGACAUGAAGCUCAAUGGCUCGCUAGACCUGGAGGACAGCUUCGGCCUCCUCAAAGACCUGAAGCAGGAGCCGCUGGACGACGGCGGUGGGAUGGAGUCCUCUGAUCCGCAGUCCCUGUCCAAUCAGAACAAACUGUUCUCAGACAUCAACCUCAACGACCAAGAGUGGCAGGAGCUAAUCGAUGAGCUGGCCAAUACUGUGCCAGAGGACGAUAUGCACGACCUCUUCAAUGAGGACUUCGAGGACAAGAAAGAGCCAGAUUUUGGCAGGCCGGCCAACAAUCAGACACCAGGCCCACAAGAAGCCGCUGGGAACGCAACGGCUCCACCAGCAGCGGCGCUGCCCCUUCCUCCUCCUCAGCCCCCACAGGGAGUGCCACAGGGCUCUCCACAGGUUCGACCGUCUUCGUCAGGCCCUCAGUUUGCCACCACUGCCAAUGGGACGCCACCUCAGCAACCUUUGCAGCAGUCUCCAGCAGUUGCCAUGGCCUCAGGUUCGCCGUUGCACAACUGCGUGGCUCGCUCCCCUCAGACCCCAACCCAGGCUCAGACACAAGCAGUCUCUAGGCCUGGGAAUGGAUACAUGAUGAAUCCAGGCCCAGGGGUAAGUCAGGUGGGAACAGGACCCGGAGCGGCAGGAGUGGCCCCUGGAGGUCAGCCUGUUGGACCAGUGACGCCUGAACUUUCUCCAGCAGAGCAGCUCAAGGCAAUGGCUCAGCAACGGGCUAAACUGCUUCAGCAGAAGCAGCAAGCAGCUAGCUGGUCACCUGCAGGUGCUCCAACCAGUCCAUAUAACUCUGGUCCCUUUAACCAAGACAAACCCAACAGCCCAAUGAUGUACCCACCGCAAGCCUUUAACACGCCACAGGGUCCUCUAGUGGCCGGGAUGACUCCCAACAAUGUGCCCAAGGCCCCCAUGAGCAACUACCUCCCUCACAACCACAUGGGUAUGAUGGGCCAGCCACAGCCAAACAGCAUCAACCAGAACGCCCUGUCCAAGCAACAGCAGCAGCAAACAGCAGCCAUGUUGUCCUAUAACAACACCAAACCGCUGAGUCACUUCAGCGGCAGCGGGGUUGACCACAUGAGCCAGCGGAUGACUCCUCCCAUGGGAGGGAACAAUCAGGUCAAGAACCCCAUGAUGCCUCCCUACAUGGGUGGCGGGGGCGGACAGGGCGCGGGGCCCGGGCAGACACAGGGGCCAAUCCCGGGGCAGACCGCCCACCUGAGUGAGGAGCAGAAGAGGAUGUUGCUGAUGAAGCAGAAGGUGUUGAACCAGAACAUGCCCUACAGCGCCAUGCAGGCUCAUGGACAGGAACAAGGUGUGGUGGGAAUGUCGCGACCGCCGGGCGCCAUCCCGCCGCCUCACCCUGCUGGGGGCGUGGCCUCGGGUGUGGGGCCCAACCAGGGGUCGGGACCACCUCCGGGCUACGUGGGCAACCAGCAGCAAGCGGCCAUGAUGAAACAGAUGAUGGUGAUGGAGCAGGAGAAGAGGGCGCAGAUGCAAAUGAUGGAGCAGCAGAAACAGCAGCUCUUCAGAGAGCAGAGACAACAGCAACAGCAGCAACUACUGGCCGAGCAGCUCCAACAGCAGCAGCAGCAGCAUCUCCCCAGACAGAUGGGGCAAGGCCAGAGGAAUCCAUACCCUCAAGUCAAUCAGUACCAAGGUCCUCCUCAAGAUCUGGCAUCCAGAAGCCAGGCUCUCCAGAACCUUCGGGCCGCCCGUCUCCUACAACAGCAGCAGCAGAACCAGCAAAUGGUCCAGAUGAGCUCUGUUCAGGGACAGGGGGGCUCUGUGGGACCCCAAACUGAGAUGGGCCUACCCUACAGCAACCAGGGGUCCAACCAAGGUUCCCUGUAUGGGCUCAACCCAUCUAUGAGCCAAAUGAUCCACCAGCAGCAGCAGCAGCAGCAGCAGCACCAGAGCCAAAGUGUCCAAGCCAUGGGUCUUCCACCACAGCACAACCCUGCCGGCGGGCCCCCCCGGCAGGCAGGUCCCGGGGUCGGAGGUAUGCCUGGAGGUGGGGGAGCCGGAGGCUACGGAGCACCGGGGAUGUUAAUGAACUCCAUGACACAGCAACCCCUCAAAGGUCCUCCCAGCGCCAAAGCCCAAUCACAGAGACUGCAAAGCAUGCUGGGAGCAGGAGGAGGAGGCGGGGCCAUGGCGGCGGGUGGCUGGCCGCAGCAGCAGCAAGGACAGAGUCUGCAGGUCAUGGGCGGAGGAAUCGGAAGGACUACAGGGGGAGGCGGAGGAGACCUGGUGGGGUUCAGCUCAACGCAGGGUUACGGGAUGCAGCCGGGUCCGCCCCCGCGCAUGGCCAAGCAACACUUUCAGGGUCCGGGCCAGGGUAUGAGCCAGGGGAUGGACCCCAGAGUGGGCAAUCCACAGGCCGGCAUGGGAGGCCCAAUGAUGGGACCUCACAUGGGCGGUCAGCCCAGGACCAACCAGCCCCGGCCCAUGGUCAUGAACCAGGGAAUGAACCAGGGGAUGAUGGGCCAGGGGAUGACUGGUAUGGGGGUAUUCGGGCCGGGCCCUGGGGGGCCUGGAAUAGGGGCGGGGGGAGGAGGACCCUAUGGACCAGGGGGAGUUGGGGUUGGAGGUCAGCCACCGGGCUACCAGAGGACAGCCAAUCAAGACAUGUCAUCGUACGGAUAUGGGGGCGGGCCCUCAGGGGGAGGGGCCUUCGGAUUGGGCGACGGCUCAGGGGCGGAACUGGACUCAAGCGAUGGUUGGAUGGAGGAGUUCUUCUCGAACCAAUAGCCAACGGGGAAACUGGAGAUGAGUUUUUACUGGAUGAACUAAACAUUAAAGUAGGACAAAUGUUAAAACCUGAGAAAGUAAAACAAAAACGAUGACAUGAUCUGGACUGGCAUGUUUUUGUUUUGUUAAACAUGAGCAAGAUUAUACAUGAGUUAUUGUGUUAUGUUUUGUGUGUGUGUGUGUGUGUGUGUGUGUGUAAUGAGAGAGCGAUCAUUGUGUCUCGUGCAUAUAAAUGAAAAACCAAUAUAGAGAUUAAGAGAUAUGUUUCAUUUGUUUCCCUUUUUUCUCAAGUGUUUGAAAGCGAGCGGCGUUUACACAGCAGUGCUUUGAGCCUGAGCUUCAGCAGGCGCUGAUAGAACCCGCAGACCGAUGAAGGGAAAGGAAGACAAGUUCUCGAGACAGCAAUUUAUUUGUGUUUGUGUGCUUGUGGCACCCAGCUCAGUGCUUCAGAUCUCUCAACUAUGCGAGGAGCUGAGGGGACGAGAAAGCACUCUCAGCGCUCCCAUUUCCUCUCUUAGAUUUGUGCCUCCCAUAUCCAUGACGCACACACACACACGCACGCACGCACAAAUCUGUUGCCUUUGCGCUCUCUUCACUUGAUCUGUCUCUCUCUCCGUCUCUGCCUCCCAUCCUUCUUCACCGUCUCUUCUCCCGCCUUUCCCACCCUCUCUCCAGAGACUCGUUCCUCGCUCUCAACACUCCUUUCUCUGUUUAAAUUCGAAACAUCACAACAGAACAAAUGAUGUUCAUCUACUGUGCCACAGAAGCGCCCUCCAGUAAUUUUGCUAGGCAACCGACAUCGGUGGUGUUUUUUAGGGGGGGUUUCAUUUCCUGUGCAUGGAUGUGGAUAACGGGUAGACAUGAAGAGGAAGACAAAGAGGGUGAAAAGCAGAGAGAGAGGGAGAGAAUAGGCAGCUAAAGCACUUGGACUCAAAAGCUCAUGCACACAAACAUAGAAACACACAUAGAGGCGUCGGCCUGGGAGGGUGAGCGAAUGUGUGACAGCUUCUGGAGCUAAUAUUGCAUUAAGUGACAGAAACCACAUCACGCGCAUCAGGCUGACACAAAGCAAAACCAUUGCUGGGCACUGAAUGUAUUCAAGCACCGCAAGUGACUUCUUCUUUUUAAGGAAAAAAAAAAAAGCUCAUUGAAAGCCCACACCCACUUUUUUUGUUUUUGUUGCUUUGUUUUAUCUCUAACAAUGAUACUGGUUGUGUCUCUGUCAAUCAAAAGUGUUUGUUUUUUUUAAAAAGAAGAAAAAGGUUAGCCUUCUUUUAGUUUCUAUGGUCUUCUUGAAAAUGAGUUUGUCCUCCCGUCUCGCAGCACCACCUUCCCUGCCGCGGCUGGACUGUCCGUCGCCGUACCUGCUUUACGUCGUGUAAAACGCCCUCGCUCCAAACUAGAACGUAGUUGUGCUGUACUGUAACACUACUGUGAAGAAACACGAGUUCUCCUCUUCCAGCGCUUCACAAGGAAAUGGACCACUGCUGAGCCUGGAGUUUGCUCUGUAGACAGUAGAGAAGGGCAACGACAGUUAGAGCAUAAAAAACCCCAGUGUUAUCAGUGUCUCCCAUUCUUUGAGCUUAUUUCGCCAAACUGUAAACUUUCAUUCACCAACCCCCCCAAGCUGUCCGAUCUUCUGCCCUAAUGGUUACGUAAUAAAUAUGUGUUUUAAUACUGUAGUCGUCGGUGAGACAACACCUCACUCCUCUAACUGUUUUGUAAUCUCGGUUAAAAGACGAGCGAACGCGUGUUUGUACUUGCAUUACUUUGUAUUUAGCUCAUCGGAGGGAACGUUUGGAAGACGACGCUGUAAUCAACAAACCAAAAAGCCUUCUUGUCUGUGAACUAACUCCUUGCCAUCGAAACACUUGUUCCCGUGGUCGUCGAUGUUGUAUAACCCAACCCUUUAAAUACAAACUUUAACCAACACGCCCGUCGUCCUGUGAGCGUUGCUGCGGGCGGUAGCACCAUGUUUGGGGAGCAGAAGUCCUCCGUCCCACUCGGUGGAGGUCAACGGCAGGUUGAGGGACGUAGCACCGCCCAACGGCAUCAGGCUGAGCUGUUGAAACAUACAGUUGGUGUCUUUACUCUUCUGGGGGAAACACGGUAGAGCGCUCACAGCUUCGAUGGCUCCUGCUGCUCAUGCUUCCAGUGAGAUGGAGGAAAAGCACCUGAUCUUUACCUCUCCGCAGAGGAGGCGGGAAGGUGGGGAAACACCUCUGGGUCAGUGUUAAGGUCACGGCCUUUGUGACCUUUUUGUCUUCGAAGUUCAUGAUAUGGUUUUAAAUUCCUUCAGGAAGAGAAUGGGAGCUUCCUCCAAAUAUCAUUAUGUACCGGGACCAAGUCUGUAGACAACAUUUUAACAAAAAUUGUUGUUGUUGAUGUUCUUUGUUUUAUUUCUUUUUUUUUACUGGUGCUGACAUAUAUGUGAUUAUGAGAAAAAGUAUAUAAAAGAUAAUGGAUAUUUGUAAAUAUGUUUUUACAGGUUUAAAUACACCAGAUGAUACAGUCUCUACCCUGUAAAGAAUUUACUGUUUGUUGAAAAAUAGAGAAGUAUUUUUAUUUUUAAGUUUUUUUGUUUCACGUUUAACCCAUCUGAGCUACGCCAUUGCACUUCAGACAAUGUCUUACUACUAAUUUGUAUUGUAAACCUCCUUUCUUUUUUGGAAUUUUUUUCAUUUGUUUUUUUCUAGUUUGAGAUUUGACUCUGUCCUAAAGCAGCGUUUAUUUCUUUUUAUCCUGUACAGAAUUCCGAAAUGUUAACAAAAGAGAAUUACAAAAGACUUUUUUUUUUCCCUUUGUUUUUCAAAAAGAUACAAUAAAGAGAGACUGUUCUCGCUGAUCAUAUUAAA